AUGGGUUACGGAAAACCGCAGAGUGCUGCUCACCUCUCAGUGUUUAUCGUGAAGCGGCAUAGGAAUCGUUUUGGUUUCUACGAGGUUUUUGAGAGCAGCGCAAUCUACGAAACUCUAUUUAUAAUGGCGGAAGAUGAGAAUGUACCAGUGGCUUCCGUCGAUGAAGAGCUAGCCGAGCGCCUUGGUGUCCCUCUUUUGGACUCUCGAGAGAACGCCUCCAACGACAAAGGUGCACCCCGCUCCCGUCUCGGCAAGCGCUCUCAAUCGAGCUCCCCAACGACGAACUCCCGUACCACUUCUUCAACCGCAACUACGGGAACAACUCCUGCUGAUGUCACGGGGAACUCACCUUGUGCCCUGAAGAGUAAGCGGGUAAAAGUGAAGGCCAACAUCUCGCGUUCCCGUGUCAUUCCCGAACUCUCCCCUUUCAUCCACCUCCUUCCCGACUUGACACGAAUUGAAUCGAAGGAUCAGCUGGAGUUGUAUCGUGUGAUCUACGAAAGUAGUGUCAGACUUUACACCUGUCUGCAAAACUACCUUACGCUAUGUGUGUUUGGCUCGUCAUCGCCACUCGAUUCCCUUACCCAAGUUGAAAGGGAAACUCGUUUAGGAGCUAAUAGAGAGGCCCCUUUUCAAUCGGAAAACUCAACUAUGCGUGAACGCAUGGACCAGGCUUUCGAAGCUCUUUGCGACGAGAUGCAAUCCCCUGAAAUAACAAUUCUUCCUGAAUUGACAGGACUAUCUCCAGAAGAGAUAGAAGAAACUCUGCGUGAAGAGGGGGUUCAGGUUACCACCGAAUCCUUGGUUCACGCGCUUAGUCUCUAUGCUGGCGCUGGGCUGCGUAAGCCGCCGACUCGUGCUGUUGAAGGCCUCAUGGCUGCCGCACAAGAUGCCCCUCCUCAAACCGAUCUAGACCACCGUGAUGCGAAUGAGGAUGAGGAUUCCACUAGAUGCAGUGGGAACUUGGACGGUCUCAUUCUGCUUGCUAGUGCAGCUGGACUAUCCGAUUUGCUUGCGAUGCUUGUACGUCUGCGAGGUUCAACCAAUUUUUCCACUGAACAGGACUGUACUCCUCUGAUGGAAGCAUGCGCUGCAGGCAGCGUCCGCAGUGUGAAAUGCCUUCUUGAACUUGGAGCUGACGUCAACGCCUACUCCAUCACUCAGAAUACGCCGUUGAUUUACGCAGCUGCAGCUGGACAGGAGAAGGUUGUUCGCAUGCUCAUAGACAACAAGUGUAAUCUAGAGCUGAGGAAUGAGAAUGGUCAUUGUGCUUUAAUGGAAGCUGCGAGCGCAGGACAUCUCAACAUUGUGAAACUCCUCGUUCAAUCAGGUGCCAAAGCCGUUUUUGUGAAUAUGAAUAGCGAGUUCAAGGAGUCUCCUUUGACGCUAGCUGCCUACAAAGGCUAUACGGACGUAAUAGAAUACCUUUUAUCUUUGGACGAUUACGACCGUUCGACGAGAGACGAAGAGCUCCAUACGGCCCUCAUGGAGGCUGCGAUGGAUGGACAUUUGGAGGUUGCGCGUGUUUUAAUCCAAGCUGGUGCACCUGUCAAUCUUACAAGCGAAUCGUAUGAGAGUCCUCUUACACUUUCUUGCUGUGGUGGUCAUGCGGAAUUGGCCAAACUAUUGAUCGAUGCUGGGGCCAACAUUGAGGAAACUAAUGAUGAGAACUACACUCCUUUGAUGGAAGCAGCCAGAGAGGGGCAUGUGCAUGUGGUCAAAAUACUGCUCGAAAAUGGUGCCCAAGUGAAUGCAACCACAGACGAAACAAUGGAAACUGCUCUUACAGUUGCAGCUUGUGGCGGAUUCACAGAAGUGUUAGAUGUUCUGGUAAAGCAUGGGGGAGAUUUGGAAUUAGGAACCAAUGCACCACUCAUGGAAGCUGCUCAGGAAGGACAUGCUUCAACAGUGAACUACAUUUUAGCUACUGUUAAACCUGAAAAUCGAUCCGUUAAAUUUCAACAACAGAUGAACCAGGCAUUGUCAUUAGCUGCCGAGAAUGGACAUUUUGAUGUCCUUGAUGUGCUGUUUUCGAACGGAGCAGAUUUGAAUUUUGAUUACGACGGUAGAACAGCCUUGAUGAAAGCAGCAAAAAAUGGUUUCACCGAAAUUGUCGAGUUUCUUGUGACGAAAGGAGUUGACGUCAACUAUCGGUCCUCCAACGGUGAUGCCACAGCGCUAUCACUAGCUUGCUCUGCUGGACAUAAAGACAUUGUGAAACAUUUGUUGAAAUGUGGAGCCGAUCCUAACAUCGAAUUAAAGGAUGGUGUAACAUGUGUGAUGGAAGCAGCUAGAAAUGGUUUUGUUAACAUUGUGGAAAUGAUGCUGGAUCAUAGCGGUGUAUUCCCUCAACCUCCUCGUGCUGUAGCCGGGCCUGUCACGGCUCAAGCUGACAAAAGUAGCCCACCAGUUCCACCUCCUCCGCCACCAACUCCCACAGCAUCGACGAAGCAGACGGUGACAGCAGUUCGCAGAGGGAAAAAACCUGCCAGUGCUGCUGCAGUGACGCCUUCCUUAACAACACCAUCCGGUAGCAUUCCACCGUUGUCUAAAACGACUAAUACGCUCCCUACGCCUCCUGAUCCAGCUACUUAUGGUUUCUCUGGUUUUCCUGCACCACAACCGGGUCACUAUGUUCCUUUACCUGCGGAUUUUUCUAACAGUUCGGCGUUAACUUGGUUUGCAUCGCUAUUCUCUGGUUUAGGUGAUGGAACCACCCCUUCUUUUCCCGCUACAUCAGGAAAUGGAUGUUCUGUGCCAAUUUCUUCAAAUCCUCCUUCCAUGACUCCGGCUGAGAUGAAAGCACGAGUAGAAGCAUUCGAAAUGCUGACAAAAACAUCACCUUUCCUUAUGCAGUAUCAACCGAAUAUGCCUCUAGUCAAUCCUUUCGAUCCGCAAGCCUCGUUGUCUGUAUCCAGCACAAAUCCCAAUCCACUCUCACUUGCUGAUGUCCCUGUGCCAAGCUUUCAAGAAAUGCUUAGUGGUCCAGAUGCGAAACAGAAUGUACAACAGUUAAGCGAAUACAUGCGAAAGCGGUUUGCUGCCCAAACUGCGAUGUACGACAAUCUCCCGCAACGGUUCGAUUCAACGGCUGCCACUGAAGGUUUAUCGAUUCCUCGUGCUACAAGCUUGCCUGCGCAGUCCAUAUCAGCUCCUAGUACUCCAGGAAGUGGUUCGGAUAAGUCAGCCUCAUCAGUGGGAAGGACUGUUUCUAAUCAGAUACUUCGUCGUGCCUUACCGGCGGUGGCGCAAUCAGUGGGCAUGAAUGCGGUUGGUUCGCAGGUUGCAACUCCACCAAUUGCUGCACCAGCACCUGGAUUGAUACCUACAGCUGCGCUAGUUCCGGCAAUCGCACCCCCAACUACUCCAACGUCAGGAUUCGCUAGUUUGCGCCGUGCCCAUAGCGAAGGAGAUGAUUUGGACAUUACGAGAGCAACUGCCAGUCAACGAGCUGCUUUUAAUGUUGAUAAGGCCACAGAGUCAAAUAACGACACACCAUUAACGUUGGCCUGUUCUAAUGGUCAUGCUCAAAUGGUGAAUGUUUUGGUCUGUCGAGGAGCCAACAUCGAACAUAGGGAUAAGAAGGGUUUCACUCCACUUAUCUUGGCCGCGACUGGUGGUCAUCGCGAUGUGGUUGAAUUACUCCUUAAUAAUGGCGCACAAAUCGAAGCUCAGUCGGAACGAACAAAAGAUACUGCGUUAUCUUUGGCUUGUUCUGGUGGUCGCAAGGAUGUAGUAGAGUUACUUCUGAGCCGUGGAGCCAAUAAGGAACAUCGCAAUGUUAGCGACUAUACUCCUUUAUCAUUGGCUGCUUCUGGUGGAUAUGUGGAAAUAGUGAACAUGCUUCUGAAUGCUGGUGCUGAGAUUAAUUCACGGACUGGAAGCAAGCUUGGAAUUUCCCCAUUGAUGUUAGCAGCAAUGAACGGACACAAAGAAGCCACUCGUGUUUUGCUCGAACAAGGUUCUGACAUCAACGCCCAAAUUGAAACAAAUAGGAACACAGCUUUGACCUUGGCUUGUUUCCAAGGUAGAACAGAAGUAGUUGCCUUGUUACUGCAAUAUAAUGCAAACGUUGAGCACCGAGCAAAGACAGGGCUAACUCCUCUCAUGGAAGCAGCGAAUGGCGGCUACGUCGAGGUGGGAGAAUUACUCCUCGAUGCAUGCGCAGAUCCAAACACCGCACCGGUACCCUCGAGUCGUGAUACUGCCCUCACUAUCGCAGCCGACAAAGGUCAUGAGCGAUUCGUUGAUAUGCUCGUUCAUCGUGGAGCACACAUCGACGCUAGGAACAAGAAGGGCUGCACUGCUCUAUGGUUGGCAUGUCAUGGUGGACAUUUGGAAACUGUGCAGACGUUGGUGAGACAUGGUGCUGACGUUGACCUGCAAGAUAACCGUAAAAUGUCUCCACUUAUGGUUGCUUUUCGUAAGGGCCACGUUAAGGUAGUACAACACAUGGUUCAACACGUUCGACAGUUUCCAGGAGAUCAAGAGCUCUCCCGAUAUCUUACAACUGUAACUGAGCCGGAUCUUAUACAAAACUGCAGAGAGUGCAUGGAACUCAUUGUGAAGGCAAAAAAUGCCCAAGCUGAAGAGGCGAACAGAGCUGCAGAAAGUCUUUUAGCUCUUCUAGCUGAAGAGGAGGAGGCUGCUCGAUCAAAGAAGCAAGCUAAACUGCGUAAAAAGGAGAAGAAGAAGGAGAAGAAAGCGAAAAAACAAGAUGGGAAUGAAAAAGAACGAAACGUAACGAUUCAAAGCGAAGCUGCAACUCGCGUGGAAGAGUGUCCUCCUGCCAGCCGUACUAAGGACGAAAGCGAGGACUACUCUGAUGACGAAUCGGAUUCUGUGGCAGCUAAAAAGGAGCGUUCAUCAGCGCCUCCGGAUUCUAUGACUCAUGAUCGUGUUCCCAAGAUGCGCGCUGUAGAGGAGCCACUCGUCAUCACAGUUACUCCUGAACGUCCGAAUGCGUCAUUGAACCGUCAGCAGAAAAGGUCUGCAAAUCGCCGCAGUCGCAACGAAAGCGGGAAAAGCACAAACGGUCAAGCAACAAUAUCUGUUUUCAAUAAUUCGGCUUCUUCAAAAGUUUCUGUCUCUCCUGUGUUGUUGCAGCCUUCUAAGGUUAAUGUUUCAUCGGACGAAUGGGUGAAAGCUAGCAAGAAAUCGAAGACGGCCAAUAGAACGAAAGCUCCAACCGCAAUCAUUUCCGCAGCUUGCAAAGACUUCUACUUAGACGAUAACUAUAGUGGCUGGAAAGACGUAGAGUUGUCUCGACGCCGCUCAACUACGCUCAGUGUUUGUAGCAGCGUUAUAGCACGAGUGAUAGGUCGAGGCGGUGCUAAUAUCAAUGCAAUACGUGAGGCCACUGGUGCAUCAAUUGAGGUUGAGAAGCAAUCAGCUGUUCGUCGUGACCAACAUGAUCGACAGAUUUGUAUUCGUGGAACACAAGAAACAGUGCGAAAUGCCACUCUUAUGAUCAAUGGUCUCAUCACGGACAACGAGAUCUCCGUAACGGACGUCAUAAGACAGGUUCUUCGUGGAAACGCAUCUUCAACUACCUCAGUUGACGGUGUAUCACGUUUGAGUAACUCGCACGACUCCAAAACGACGGUGGUUGUAACUACCACUGCCUCUUCGGCAGCUUCUGCUGCUUCAAAACCUGCAGCGAUGCCUCCUGUCACGACAAAUGUAUGGCAACAACGAAUGGCGGCACGCCAGCGUGAACAACAACAGCAGCAAGCGAUUACUGCCAACACUUCUGGUAAAGAAAAGGGAACAUCUGCGGUUCCUUUGUUGGGAGGCUCAUCUCUUUAUGGCACUGCUCUUGGAACCUCAAAAGUUCUCUCUGCUCCAAUCGGCUCAAGUUCAGCUACAUCCUCAGUUAAGACUGAUGGACAGCUGAUUUCUGCUCCCACUGUUCCUGUACCUAUCGGUCCACCGAGUUCUAUUACCUCGCUUGACAGGGAACUCCCUCGAAAAGCACCUGGCUACAGAUCGCCGAGUGUUCAGACCUCAUCUGUCCCAUCGUCCGUAUCUUCAUCGCCACCUCUUACUGUCACAUCAGCUGGAGCUAACUCUUCAUCUCGAUGUACAAUGGGAUCUCCACCUACUCCCAUUGCUCCGCCUCCAGGAUUUUCUGCACUUGCUUCGGAAGUUGGGAAAUCUCUCUCAGCCGACCAUCCACCAGCUGACAUUAUCCCCUCACCUUUGAACUCCGCACCUGCUGCUUCCCUUGGGAGUCUUCCCAGUGUCGAUUCCCUCACUACUCCUACAGGAGCUGGCAAUGAUCUCUCAUCUAUGCAAUUUUUGGAUGAGAACACACGAGCUAAGCUUGCUGAGAUCUGGGGAACGGGAAAACAGGAUCAGUCUUCGCAGGAACAAGCGUGGGGAAAUCAAGUGCUACUGAACAGUUUUCCAAAUCUUAGCAUUGGCAGUUCGUCUACCGAUUGGACAAGUGCACCUUCUGAGAGCUUAUUCAUGAGCUCGCCAUCAUCGAAAGUUGCGGCAAGUGUCCCUUCGAAUCCACAGAUCACCUCUACUUACCAGCCAUCUACAACAUUUGUGACCACAACGACUGGCAACGAUUGGGCUUUGACUUCCAAUAAGCAGCUUCCUUUGUAUGCUAGACCCCAGAUGCGUGUUCCCUCCGUUCACUCGCAUAGUCUGAGUAGCACAGUCUCAUCGUCAGUUUCUUCACGAACUUAUAAUUCGAGCACCAAUAAUCAACCUGAGAAUAACGUACUAUUCAACCAGUUGGCGGCCCAGUUAUUGAUCCAACAGCAGGGAUCUUCAUCAAAUCCGGUAGCAUCAGCGCAGUCCUACUAUCCUUCUCCAUCUUAUACCGAUCCGGCAAUAAUUGGGAUGGGUCAUUUGUCCACUUCUUCUGGUAACAGUGGAAAUCCCGCCUCCGUCGUACAACCAAUUAAGUCAGCAUAUACAAAUCCUUACCAAGGCGCCAGCAAUGAAUAUGAAUCGCUAAACACACUCUUGAAUAGCUCAUUUGGUCACCAUCAAAAUGGAGACUUCAACAUAUCUCAUCAGUCAUCGGCCUAUCCAUCAUCGCCAUCCGGUGGUCGUGCGUUGACAGCUUCUCGAAUUCAAGCGAGUACCGGCGCUUUCGCUCCUCCUCCUGGCUUCGGAGCUGUCGCAACCUCGCAAAGCACCGGGAUUGGCAGUGCCAACACGACGGUCCCUCCGCCUUCGCUUCGGCCUUACUACAAUACCCAAAUGCCACCUCCUGCUGGCCUUCCGCUCCAGCCAUCUCAACACGCCUCGUUCGCCAAUUUUAAUAGUCAACACAAUAAUUGGAUGUCAUCCACUCACGGGAAACAAACUGGCAGUUUGCAGCAGCAAAUGCCUUGGUGGAAUUAG
This is a messenger RNA of Necator americanus (New World hookworm), 7365 nucleotides long. RefSeq lists its product as uncharacterized. The record is from RefSeq and is a predicted model, not a curated record. Bases 1 to 7365 code for a protein of 2454 amino acids. The transcript is spliced from 53 exons. Gene Ontology annotation, cellular component: cytoplasm. NCBI's taxonomy places the organism in Eukaryota, Metazoa, Nematoda, Chromadorea, Rhabditida, Ancylostomatidae. Gene Ontology annotation, biological process: innate immune response. Gene Ontology annotation, molecular function: RNA binding; protein binding.